Molecule: messenger RNA, 519 nt
Organism: Penicillium atrosanguineum
Lineage: Eukaryota; Fungi; Ascomycota; Eurotiomycetes; Eurotiales; Aspergillaceae
Product: putative dUTPase
Exons: 1
Coding region: 1-519 (172 amino acids)
Source: RefSeq, a predicted model, not a curated record
AUGAUCCUAAGCGGCACCCAGAUCCUAUCGCGCAGCCUCGUCCAAGGACUCCUCAACACUUCCCUCCAACUCCAACCCUGCGGCAUCGACUUAACCCUUCGCCAAAUCUCCCUCUGGUCCACCCCCGCAACAAUAGACUUCUCCAACGCCAACCGCAAAGCCGCUAAAACAUCAAUCCUACAAUUCGAGGACAAAAUCACCUUGAAGCCAGGAUCUUAUCUAAUUGACUUUAACGAAACGGUCAAAGUCCCACGGAAUUGCAUGGCAAGCGUCUUCCCUCGAUCAUCUCUUUGGAGAUCUGGCGUGGGUAUUAGUGCGGGCGUGGUUGAUGCGGGCUAUCAGGGGGCUAUGGGGGCGUUGAUGGAUGUUAGGAAUCCGUUGGGUGUGGUGUUGUAUAAGGAUGCGAAGCUUGCGCAGAUUGUCUUUGAGGAGUUGGGGGAGAUGGUUGAUGGGUAUAAGGGGGUUUAUCAGGGUGCUGGGUGUAGUGUUGGGAGGGAUGGGGAUGAGGUGGGAAUGUGA